Messenger RNA from Malania oleifera, 368 nucleotides. Its product is annotated as dolichyl-diphosphooligosaccharide--protein glycosyltransferase subunit 4A-like. Lineage: Eukaryota; Viridiplantae; Streptophyta; Magnoliopsida; Santalales; Ximeniaceae. The coding region runs from base 1 to 114 and encodes 37 amino acids. The transcript has a single exon. The record is from RefSeq and is a predicted model, not a curated record.
AUGUUUGAUGAUGAAGACCUCGGCUUUUGCGCCAAUUUGCUUGGCAUCUUUAUAUUUGUUUUGGUAAUUGCUUACCAUUAUGUUGUGGCUGACCCAAAAUAUGAAGGCAACUGAGAACCUUUGUUGAAAUGAUUGUGCAGAGGUGCUUGGUCUUGCAAGAAUUAAUGGAAACUAAUAUCAUGUCAUGUUAUGGAUCUCAUCAGAUGGUAGCGUGAUGUAAUUGCAAAUGUUGAUUUGGAAUUUGUGUUUAUUUUGAAGUUUGCUUAAAGUUCCUUAUGCUUUUCUUCCAAUAGAGAAUUACUCUCAAAUGCUAAGCUUUAAAGGGUGUGCUUGGAGACAAGUAGAAUAAGAUGAGAAUUUAAUAAAAA